CCCCGGGACUGGAAGGCCGCCCCCCCCGCGGUGCCUACACUACAUUCAUGAAGUCCCAUCGCUGCUACGACCUCAUCCCCACCAGCUCCAAACUGGUUGUGUUUGACACCUCCCUUCAGGUGAAGAAGGCAUUCUUCGCGCUGGUCACCAACGGUGUCCGCGCGGCCCCACUCUGGGACAGCAAGAAGCAAAGCUUUGUGGGCAUGCUGACCAUCACCGACUUCAUCAACAUCCUGCACCGCUACUACAAGUCACCCAUGGUGCAGAUCUACGAGCUGGAGGAGCACAAAAUAGAGACUUGGAGAGAGGUUUACCUGCAGGAUUCCUUCAAGCCGCUGGUCUGCAUUUCCCCCAAUGCCAGCCUCUUUGAUGCCGUCUCCUCCCUGAUCCGGAACAAGAUCCAUCGCCUGCCCGUCAUAGACCCCGACUCAGGGAACACCCUCUACAUCCUCACCCACAAGCGCAUCCUCAAGUUCCUCAAGCUCUUUAUAGCAGAAGUCCCAAAGCCCGAGUUCAUGGCCAAGACGCUGGAGGAGCUGCAGAUCGGCACCUACCGCAACAUCGCCGUGGUGCGCACCAGCACCCCCAUCUACGUGGCCCUGGGCAUCUUCGUGCAGCACCGCGUCUCUGCGCUGCCCGUUGUCGAUGAGUCAGGGCGGGUGGUCGACAUCUACUCCAAAUUCGACGUGAUUAACCUGGCGGCUGAGAAGACCUACAACAACCUGGACGUGACGGUGACGCGGGCGCUGCAGCAUCGUUCCCACUACUUCGAGGGCGUCCUCAAGUGUUACAAGCACGAGACGUUGGAAACCAUCAUCAACCGCCUGGUGGAAGCAGAGGUUCACCGGCUGGUGGUGGUGGACGAGAGCGACGUGGUCAAGGGGAUCGUCUCCCUCUCAGACAUCCUGCAAGCCCUGGUCCUCCCACAGGGCCCCUGAGGCAUUUGGGUGGGGGGAUCAGCCCCCCCCAGUGCCCCCCCUUUCCUACUCUUGGGGACACCCAGGUUGGGGGCCCCACUCACCAGCAGCAUCCAGCAAUAAUCCAGCCAUGGGGUAGCACUUCCCUGCAUGGGGAGACCUCCCCACACUGCACCUUGUGCCCCAAAGCCUGGCAGGUGCUGGGCGGGCCCUCUUUUAGGUUCCCUCCCCCAUACCCCACACCCCCUCAUGCGGUUUCACUGAAUCUGGGGCUUUAAUCGCCCUCACUCAGCUCUGUCCUGCCAGGGGCGUCCCCCCUGCACCCCCUGUGCCCCCCAGCACUCCCCCAUGCCCACUCUGGGCCACGUCUGCACCCGGCACCGCUUCCAGUGUGGAGAGAAGCCACGAAUAAACACAGAGCUGGCACGAUCCCGCCGUGGGGCACUGGGGGGGGCAGGAGGGGCUUCAUCCCCCCAUGUGUGAGGGGGAAUCUGCUGAGCUCACCCAGACCCCAAA
Molecule: messenger RNA, 1433 nt
Organism: Pezoporus occidentalis (night parrot)
Lineage: Eukaryota; Metazoa; Chordata; Aves; Psittaciformes; Psittacidae
Gene: PRKAG1
Product: protein kinase AMP-activated non-catalytic subunit gamma 1
Exons: 11
Coding region: 48-938 (296 amino acids)
Biological process (GO): regulation of catalytic activity; protein phosphorylation
Cellular component (GO): nucleotide-activated protein kinase complex; nucleus; cytoplasm
Molecular function (GO): protein kinase regulator activity; protein kinase binding; AMP binding
Source: RefSeq, a predicted model, not a curated record